AUGGUACAGUAUGAGGGAAUGUCAAGUAACGAAUUGACGGCAAAUUGCAUCCAAUAUACGAUAGAGUGGAAAGUCACCGUGAAUAAGAAAGUGCUCUUGCGGGAUACUGAAGAGGACGUCGCCCUGACUCCGAGUGCCUACUGGCCGACGACCCUGAAGGGUAAGUUGGAAAAGUUGUUAGAUGGAAAGACCCCCGGUAAAGGAAGGGUAAAGUCGGACGACACCUCGAUCGUCGUGCCGGUGAAUGAUCGCUCCCAACGCGACCUGACGAAACGAUUUGACCAUCUCGACAUCGAUUGGACUGCCGUGGAAAAGCAACUGCUCAGGUGGGGCGAACUGUGCCGUCGAGGCAAGAAACUGAGGUUAAGUAUUACCUUUAAAUAUGUUGAGGACGACCGUCUCUUCAAAACUGCCUCAGGUAGGGUCGAAAAAAAGAGGAAGGUCAUCGGUCACUAA
This is a messenger RNA of Penicillium atrosanguineum, 456 nucleotides long. Its product is annotated as Pyruvate/Phosphoenolpyruvate kinase. Bases 1 to 456 code for a protein of 151 amino acids. The record is from RefSeq and is a predicted model, not a curated record. NCBI's taxonomy places the organism in Eukaryota, Fungi, Ascomycota, Eurotiomycetes, Eurotiales, Aspergillaceae. The transcript has a single exon.